Messenger RNA from Bubalus bubalis (water buffalo), 2121 nucleotides. RefSeq names its product membrane spanning 4-domains A18 (gene MS4A18). NCBI's taxonomy places the organism in Eukaryota, Metazoa, Chordata, Mammalia, Artiodactyla, Bovidae. Bases 1011 to 1910 code for a protein of 299 amino acids. The record is from RefSeq and is a predicted model, not a curated record. Gene Ontology annotation, cellular component: plasma membrane. Gene Ontology annotation, biological process: cell surface receptor signaling pathway. The transcript is spliced from 6 exons.
UGAUGGCCAUUAUGACCAGUGUGAGGUGGUACCUCACUGUAGUUUUGAUUUUCCUGACACCUUUUAACAUGCACCUGUGCCUCUGGUUCACACUCUUCUGGAAUAGACUGUGCCUUUUGUGCAGCUUUAACCUGACCCUCCUUUCAAAGUCCACUCUUGGUUGGAUGUCCUAUUCAAUGUCCAGCCACUCACAAACCUCCAGAGACCAGCCCAAAUCUUUGACAUGUCUUCCACCUACUCUAUCACUGAUGGCCUGGUUCUUUGUUUGUUUCCAGCCAUAACUUGUACAGGCACAACUCAGAGAUGUUGUGGGUUCAGUUCCAGACCCCUUCCAAAAAGUAAAUAUCCUACUGAAUUUUUUGAUUUCCCAGUGCAACUAAAAGUUGUGUUUAUGCUGCACCAUAGUCUAUUAAGUGUGCAAUACCAUUAUGUCUAAAGGAAUAUACCAUAAUUUUAAAAUAAUGCAGCUGAGAAAAUAGUGCUACAGACUUGCUCAAUGUAGGGUUACCACAAACCUUCAAUUGAUUAAAAAAAAAAAAGCAACAUCUGGCAAUCACAAUGAAACAAGGUAUGCCUGUACUAUGAUUAUCUGACAAUGGUUAGAUUCUAUCUUGCCAAGUCAUAAACUUCUAGAAAUCUAUGUACCUCAGCAUGUAACAUGCCAUCUGACACACAGAAGACACUCAGUAAAUACUUGUUAAUUACUUCCUCAAUUGCUUAUAAAUCUAUUGGCUUAUGAGAUCUUAGCAGCCCACUUCUCAAAGGCCCAUGGAACCCCAUUCCUACACAAUCAAGGCCAUAAAUAUUCUGAAGGUCAAAUGAGCUGAACUUGGAAGCCAGAGAAUGGAUUCAUUGUUUGACUGAAAGUGAAAUUGCAAACAAGACUUUGGAGCUUCAAAGAGAAACCAAAUUUUCUUUUAUCAGAAAUUUCUAGGCCAGGUUUCAGAGGCCCACAGGAUCAGAAGAAGGAGCAUUGAAAGGCUCGCCGGGUCGACCAGCACUUGAGCAUCAUGAUGGAGCAGGGAGUUGGAGCCAACACUGUGUCUGGUGUUAUGGCACCAGGUAAUGUGUACAUGAUCCAAGCCAGGAAUCCUGUGGCUCCUGGGAGCAAGGGGCAGCCUGUGGGCAUGGCCACUUACUUAACAUCCAGAGCGACCGAGAGUGAUGCAGGAAGAGCGAACUUACAGACGCCACGCGUGGUGAUCCAGAAUCCAGCGGAAGUGAACGCCACACAGGAUCCGCCCACUGCGCUUCAGCAUCCGACAGCAGUGGCCGGUUUGCAGACCCCACCUGGGGAGAUCCAGUACUCACUGGGAACCACAGACCUCCAAACCCAGCCUGGAGGCCCUCAGAAUCCCCCCACAUGUGCCCCUGGGCCGAUGUAUACCUCCAACCAGUUCCAAUGGAACAUGCCAUUUGGAUCAUUUUUUACAUUCGAUCCCAAGAAAUUCAUAAAGGACGAGGUCAGGACACUGGGGUUUAUCAUCUCUGGAUCGCUCUCAGUGGAGGCUGAAAAGGACUGCAGUUCUUGCAUGGUGCAUGGCAGCAUUGGCAUGAACGUGGUCAGCGCUAUCGUUUCCCUGGCUGGGGUCUUGCUUCUCAUCAUGGAUCUGUACUUUAGCCUGACGAUUAACGUGAAGACAAUUUCCGGUGGUCUCCUCCCCUUCGUCCUGCUGGAGUUCUGCCUCACUUGUGUGGUCUCGCAUUUUGGGUGCCAGGCUACAUGUUGGAACCAGUUUGUGAACAGGACAGAGGUUCCGACCAUAGUCAUUGCCAACCCAGCCAACACUCCCACCGGCCCCUUCAACGCUACUAACGGUACCACUGGCUAUGUCAACGUCAUCACCAGCUCUGCCAACCCCACCUCCCCCACCAACACCACAGUGACGGUGCCCCCUGUACCCUCGUAGGAAGAUGUAGCUGAUUUUGCCCAGAAAUAGACAGUCUGUUUCAGUGACGAGGAGGAGCCAUUUCAGUUGACGCUUUCCUUCUCCUGGAAACUUACAGAAGCCCAUGCCCAGCACUGUUGCUGGUCCAGAAUGAACAGUCACCUUCUCCCUUCUUUACUCCUCACUUUCAUUUAUUGAUGUCUUUUUUUUUAAUUCAUAAAUCAUUUCCUGG